CUCUCCUUAUCAAUUUUUAGCCUUUCUAUUUUCUUCAAUCCAAGCCGACCUUCUUUUCCCCUUCUCUCUUCCUCUUCGGUCUGCUGUGGAAUUUUUUUUUUUUCCUUUCUAUCUUUUCACAGAAUUAGUUCUUGGUGUUAUUUGGGUCCAGAAUUUUCUAGGCUGUUUUUAGAUUCGCGUACUUUGUUCUGCUGUCAUGGCUAGAGUUGGAGUUCUGAAUCGAGGAGUUGGAAAGAUAAUGAACAAGUCCUUUGCUAUUCAACUCUAGUCCACAUGAGUGAUUCUCCCUUUUCUGCUGACUAUAAACCUUUGGAGAACAAAGACAAUUCUGUGGACCCUGCCUUACUGAAGCCAGGACAAAUUGUUAAGGGAAAUCAGAAUGAAGUUGUAUGUGAUUUGAUGGAGAAAGAGAGGAAUUCAGAUGGAGUUCCAUAUGUAGUGAAUGAAACCAAUGGUUGGCCUGCAUCAGAGCUUGAUUGUUCUAUGACCAUGAAUGAUUUAACAAAUGUCAAAGAAAAGGAGGCGGGUAAUUUUUUGAUAUUACAGUCUCGUUCGCGUAAAAAUGUGGAUUCAUUUGAGAGGGACUCAGAUAUUUACAUGGACAAAAGUGUUAUGGAACGUCAACUGCCUGAGUUAGUAGUUUGUUACAAAGAGAAUAUAUGCAGUGUUGUCAAAGACAUAUGCAUUGACGAGGGAGUACCCACUCAGGACAAAUUCUUGAUUACAAGUGACAUGGCUGACACAAGUAUCUGCAAGUUCCUGCCUUGUGAGAAUGACCAAGAUACUAAAAUGGUAGAAGGAAAAUUGGAUAGUGACAUGUCUUCCCCGGUUGUCUCCUUAUCUCCAGAACAAAAUAUUUCUCACAUAGGUAUUCCUGACCAAUGUGAUCCCAAGGAUUUGAGGUUGACCGAGGAAGCAAAGAACAAUACGAGGGAAAGUACUACAAUGUUUGAAUCACAAGAACUUACACUUGGGGAGUUGCUUUUGAUGCCAGAAUCAGGCACAGAGAGCUAUGAUCUAAUAUCUCCCAGUAGAAAAGGCAUUGGAGUUGGACAUCAGUUGUUCCAGACCUCAAGUGAAAAGCAAAUGCUGAGACCAGAAUUGGUUUCUACAGCCGGAGAAUUAAAUGAUGGCUGUGAGGAAAUGUUCUUGCCCAGUCCUGCCUUGGCCCCUGCAGUGGAAGAAUCAAACAAGGACAAAAAAGUACCUGUGCUCAGUCCUGCUGAGGUUUGUGUGUCUGAAAUAUCAACUGAGGGCAGCCUUGUUAAUCAGGUUUCUAAUGAAUGCAAAGCUGAGACAGGGAGUAUCCCCAUUGAAUUUGAUUCUUCUGCACCAACCGCUAGCAGCAGGGAGGAGUGUCAACAAAAUACUUAUCAUGAGCUUCUUGAGACCAGAAAUACGUCCCAGCUUGAAGAUGCUGAUGGUCAGCUUAUUUCAAACAAACUUCAACAUGGUCAUGGAGAGUCUAGUUUCUCCACCAGUACAAGUCUAAAAUGUUCCUCAGGGCCAAUUGCAUAUUCCGGGAGUAUGUCGCAUAGAUCAGAUAGCAGCACAACAAGCACUCAUUCUUUUGCCUUUCCUAUACUACAGUCUGAGUGGAAUAGCAGUCCAGUAAGAAUGGCAAGAGCUGACCGGAAGCGUUUCCGGAAGCAUGGGGGUUGGAGGCAGGGCCUUCUUUGCUGUAGAUUUUGAGGGCUUCCUAUAGGUUAUACGUUAUCAAGAUUUAAUAGAUUUGUUUAUUGGGUAACAUAAAAAAGUUUACACAAUUCUUGUCUUUUCUAGGCAUGUAAUAUGAAAUAGGAUUGCAGUGGGUUUCUUUGAGUUUAGUCGCACGCAUACGAGGACAGAUAUGGGAACAUCAACUACAGAGAUGACAACGUUUCAUGCGAGCUCUACAUUUUCGUAACCAUGAUGAAAUGACCUAUGGAAUGACUACGAGAAUUGUGAUAGCCACUAGAGAGAUUGUUAAGGUUAUUAAUAUUAUAUUUUUUAUUUUAUUAAAUUAUUUUUUCUCUACUUUGUCCUAAUACUUCUGUGUUUUCUUGAAUAAAUGAAGUAAUUAUAUAUAUAUAUAUAAAAAGAAAGUAGAAUAUUGAUGAUUUUAACAAUGUCUUUUGUGGCCAUGACUGGAGCCCAUGACUACCACCCCAAUAUCAGGAUGCAGCUCCUCUUUACCGAGUGAUAAGAUGUGCAGUUGGGUCUCCACUUUUUUAUUACCUGUAUUCUCCAGUUUUUACUUCAUCUUGUUCAAAUCCAUGUUGUUAAAAACAUAAUGUCAUGCUCUAUGAGUUUCA
Molecule: messenger RNA, 2294 nt
Organism: Rubroshorea leprosula
Lineage: Eukaryota; Viridiplantae; Streptophyta; Magnoliopsida; Malvales; Dipterocarpaceae
Source: the annotation of a GenBank genome assembly